CUUGUUGAAUAAAGAAAGAAAAACUUGUCAUGCAACUACCGACUGAACCACAUAUGUACCUGCUCCGUAUCGCAGCACGGCGAGAUGAGAACGGAUGCAUCCAAAAGUGGCUUGUACCUUUUGCUUUUGAAAUAUUAAUUCAUUUUUGGUGAUGACAACUCUUACCGUUGGGACACACCUGCCAGCUAUUUCCAAACAAAGAGGUGGUGUGCAUAAAUUGUGCGGAUAUUUUUUUUUUUUUUGCCUGAAAACCGAACUAUCUCACGGUAUAAAAAUCAAAGUGAAUGUAACCGUGGAACAUUCGUUUGUUUGAUUUCAUUUAGUGACCACCUACCCGGGUAGAAAGCAUUGCACAGAAUGUUCAAAUAUCUCAUCUUUUUCGCCGCCAUCGGUCUCAGCGUGGCCGUCAUACCACGUCGUCCUUUUUAUGGCCAAAGUAGCGGUGGUCACAGCAGCAGCAGCAGUUCGCGUGCCUCUGGUGAUGAAAGGAACGCUGAGAUAAAGUCACUGCAUUCUGAAGUACGUGCCGAUGGUUUCGACUACGCGCUCGAGACCAGCAAUGGCAUUAAAUCUACAAGAUCAGGCGAUGCUAAUGGUAAUAUUCAAGGCGGUUUCCAAUGGAUUUCACCCGAUGGCCAACAGAUGCAAAUCUCAUAUGUUGCCGAUGAGAAUGGCUAUCAGCCGAAGGGUGAUCUUCUACCGACCCCACCACCAAUUCCAGAUGCUAUUCUCCGGGCACUCGAGUACAUACGCACUCAUCCACCGAAAGAGGAAUCAAAGCGUCCAUUAAGGCCUUCAGCACCUUCUUCCUACACACCACCCAAGAGAACCACUAUCCGACCAAGACCAAGAUAUUAGAUGAAGCUUGGAAGACGGAGAGGUAGAUCGUGCAAAUUCGGGGAAUAAAGCGGAAUUAUUUGAAUUUUACUGUGCGUGGGUACGAUUUUUUUUUAUCGAAAUAAAAAAUUAAAACUUUGUAA
Messenger RNA from Rhagoletis pomonella (apple maggot), 980 nucleotides. Its product is annotated as larval cuticle protein 4-like. NCBI's taxonomy places the organism in Eukaryota, Metazoa, Arthropoda, Insecta, Diptera, Tephritidae. Bases 358 to 858 code for a protein of 166 amino acids. The transcript is spliced from 2 exons. The record is from RefSeq and is a predicted model, not a curated record. Gene Ontology annotation, molecular function: structural constituent of chitin-based larval cuticle. Gene Ontology annotation, cellular component: chitin-based extracellular matrix.